AUGUGGAAACAUAAUCUCUGUCGAAUAUUGUCGUCAAUUACACAUGAUUCGUGGAGGUCGAUAAUCAAGAUUUUAACAGUGGUUUUGAAUCCUGUCUUCUGCGAAGAUGAUGUACCUGAACCAGUGGGCUUGUUCCCUUUGAACUCACUGCAUACAACCAAAGACAUCAGUAAUAGUUAUCUGACAGCUGGCAUUGCUGUUGGUGUUAGUCUUGCACCAGGACCAGAUGAUAAACCAGGCGGGUCGUACUAUUUUCCAGGAAGUCCCGGCAGUUACAUUGACAUUCCAAAACAGCCAAAGCUUGAUACCAGGUACUCCAUAUCUAUAUUUGCUUGGAUCUACAACCAAGGAACUGCUGGCCCUAUCAUCAUCUAUGCCACGGGUACUAGUCAAUAUGCGCUACACAUGUUUAUUAAUAUAGAGCCAGCGAACUUUUUUUUCAGACUAACUGGAAGAGCCUUUACAUCCAAUACUGCACUAACUUACAAUCUAGUCACAGUCAACAACUGGAGAUACGUUGGGUAUACAUAUGACUACAACACGGGCUUGCAAAGGUUGUAUGUUGAUGGAGUCAAAGUUCGAGAAGGGAUUGUCCCUAAGCAAGAAAUCGCUACAAACCACAAGGUAAGAAUCGGUGGCAAUAAACAAGGCGAUGGUAGAGUAUUCAAAGGUCGCAUUUCGUGUGUUCAAAUCUACGACAAGGCAUUAACACAAGCACAAGUAUUAGCUGUCAAGAACAGAUGUCAAUAUAAGAAUGAACUGUAUUCUGCUUGUUUACAACACAUUUCGCUUAAUGAUCCAACGAGAGCAGUAGAAUACAAGGUCAGAAGUCAACCGGCAGAUAGACAGACCCUAGUUCGAAGACGAUGGUAUCGACUGAAAAGUGAAGCUGGGACAAGGAUAAUC
Actinia tenebrosa (Australian red waratah sea anemone) is the source of this 906-nucleotide messenger RNA. RefSeq lists its product as uncharacterized. NCBI's taxonomy places the organism in Eukaryota, Metazoa, Cnidaria, Anthozoa, Actiniaria, Actiniidae. The record is from RefSeq and is a predicted model, not a curated record.